AAGGCCGCCUGCUCUUUGUUCUCCUCCUUCCCCACUGCGACCCUGGCAACCGGUAAACCCCCGUUUCUUGCCUUGCCUGGCCUUGUCGCAUAGCUCGAUCCCCGAUCAGAUCUUUUCAACUUAGCUUCUGAACUUUCCCCAUCUGACACUUCCUGAAUGCAUUGCAUGAUAACUAUUGCGUAGCGCAGCGCAUCGCACUUGUUCAGACUUCCGCGCUGAUAGCAAUCGCAUCGCAUCUCGAUCCUGCCGGUCACAUUUUGGGGAAUCGCAAUUAUGCGCUUGCGCUCUUUGGUCCUCGUGGCAGCGCCCUCGUUCGCCGGUUCUGUUUGGGCGCAGCUUGAUUAUGGCGCCUCGAGCGUUGCUGCCCCGGGGGCAACCACCGCCGCUGAGACAGGCUCGGAGGCUUCUCUGACCUCCGAGACUUCUGAGAGCCUCGUAACUCCUUUGGGUCUUGAUGCUUCUGUCGGUGUCGGGGCAAAUGUGGGCAUUGGCGACUUGGACCUUGGGGCAACCGUCGGCGUUGGGGCGUCCUUGGGAGCUGGAGAGCUGGACCUUGGGGCAACCUUGGGCCUUGGGCUGACCUUGGGCCCCGAUGAUUGCGACUGCACGGAUGGACCACCGACGAAGCCACCUAUAACUAGUUCUUCGUCUUCAACUAGCACUUCAGAAGAUCCCACUUACACUGAAUGCCCGGAACAGCCUCCAGUCACUUUACCUCCAGUCACUCUGCCCCCUGAAACAGUGGUUAUAACUGUCCCCGGCCAGGAUACAUGCUCCGCCAGUCCCCAACCCCCGGCCACAGAAACUGAGACGGUUUCCAUUACUGUCCCAGGCGAGGGUACCUGCCCAACUACAACCCCGCCAGCGUCUACGGAGACUGAGACGAUCUCAGUGACCGUUCCGGGCGGAAGCACUUGCUCGGCUACCCCUCCUGUGACUCUUCCUCCAGAAACGAUAACAGAGACUUCCGUAACAACAGUGCCUGGGGAAACAGAAACCAUCACAGAGACCUCGAUCUCGACAGUGCCAGGGGCAGGGGUGACAAUUACGCUCGGUCCGGGCCAUCCCCAUACCAAAACUGUCACGAUCUGGGAGCCUACUACAAUAUAUUCCAAUAUUACUGUUCCUACCACCAUCUAUUCCACUGUUUACUCGGAGACAACAGCAUGGUCAACAACAACAUUUCCCGGAGAGGAGACUACCGUUUGGGAGACCACAACCCUGCCUGGUGAGGAGACCACUGUGUGGACGGAAACCACUGCUUGGUCAACCACAACCCUGCCUGGCGAAGAAACUACUAUCUGGUCCACGACAACUUUGCCAGGCGAGGUAACCACUCUCCCUCCAGUCACAACGACGAUUUCUGGUACUACAGUCACAAUCCCUGGAUCGGUUACGACUUUGCCAGGUUCGACAAUUACGCUGCCUGGAUCUACAGUCGUUUACACCAGCACCGUUAGUGGUCCAACCUCAAUCGAAACCGUGGUUGUUACGCAAGUUAUCAGCACAACAAUUGUGAAUGAAACUCCAGGUCCGGCUACAACCCUCACCAUUACCUCGACUGCAGUUCAGACUCUUCCUCCGGUAACUGUGACAGCAACCGCAACAGAAACAACUGCAACAACUGCAACAGAAACUGAAACCGAAACUGUCUCUAUCUCUGUCUGUCCCAGCCUGACGAUAAACCCGACAUAUACACCCGCCACGCCUCUCCCAACGGACUACACUUGGGGCUGCCCACCAGGUUACCUUUGCCGCCCAAGACGCCAGGGCACAGUCGGUGGUUGCAACUUUGAAGCCGGACUACCCGCAGAAACAUACUACUGCAGCCCCGAAGAAUGUAUUGAAGCACCACCCCUGUACGACGAGGACCAAUACUGGGGCGAACCCGUAGUAUCCGACGAAGUCGGCACAUACAACGUUUCAAAGUACUACUUCAACCUCAACCCGGAGCCAUUCGGUCUUAACUACUCGAUCUUCCGCUUCCCAGAAAAGGAUUAUGGCGUGGACUACUUCAAACGCUCCUUCCUGGGCGUGGGUCUUGGCAAAAUGCUCAACAAGCUACUUCCCCGGCAGGAACUAUUGCAGGACGUCAUUCGGUUCAGCGACGUCUGCUACGACGAAUGCAACGGCGCCGCAUUGGAAGCGGAACGACUGGGGAAAACACCCUCGCUUUGCGAGGCUACGUCCGCGUUCAUGGACAAGCUCGAUCAAUGUAGUCGGUGUAAUGAGAGAUACCCCGCUGAAGACGAGGAAGAUCCGCAGGUCAUCCCGCCUGAUUUGAACCAGUGGCUAGGCUACUGUGACGGGCUGGGCAACGAUGAGGACCAGACCUCUACUCGCGAACCGAUCACAACGUCCAGCGAGAGCACAUCGAGUACACGCACAUCAGCCGUGGAUCCGACCAGUACAGGCGGGGAUGGAGAUGAGGACUCCACCUCGGCUACCGACUCGACCACCCUGACUGGGACAUCAAGUCCCGGUGAUGACGAAUCAACCCAGACAGAAUCGGGCUCAGAUGCCACCAAUGAAAGCUCGGGCUCGGGAACUUCGGGUCCAUCACCUAGUCCAACCUCUGGCAGUGGCGGUAGCGACGAUGGCUCGGGAGGCUCAAGCGCACCGACGCCAGGGUCAACGCCAGGUACCCCGACUGAUGUCUCGCCGACGGGCACCAGCUCGCCCUCGCCCUCGCCGCCUGUUUUUACAGGUGCGGCGGCGCGGUUUGGCUUGCCGGUACACUUCGGACUUGUCCCGGUUGUGCUGGGCUUGGUUUUGUAGUGUGGGCCAAUGAUUGACGAAGCAAUGGCAAGAUGGAAUGAUAAUGAGGUUAUGGAACAAGGAUGAGGAAUGACUGAAGGAUGAAAUGUUAAAGCUCUUAUGUUUUGUUUAUAAUUAUACCUCUACCUCUGCCUACCCCCUAGGCUAAUGCGCCUAAUUGAUAUAAUAUUGUUUACUGCCAGGCGAUUGUCC
Aspergillus nidulans FGSC A4 is the source of this 2970-nucleotide messenger RNA. RefSeq lists its product as uncharacterized. The transcript is spliced from 4 exons. The record is from RefSeq and is a predicted model, not a curated record. Bases 274 to 2778 code for a protein of 834 amino acids. NCBI's taxonomy places the organism in Eukaryota, Fungi, Ascomycota, Eurotiomycetes, Eurotiales, Aspergillaceae.